GGAGAGAGGAGCCUGGCGGGCUACAGCCCAUGGGGUCACAGAGUGAGACAUGACAGCACACACACCUAGUAGACAGUGCGGUGCUAGUAAGUUCUUGAAAAAGUAAAAUUAUUUGACCAGUUUUGUGGUUUCUAAAGUAACUCUGGUGGUAUCAUGGGGGAUUAAUUGAAGUAGAGAGAAAACAGAGACAAACCCUUUGGAAAAUUCUGGAAGGAGGUAGAGUCAGGACUUUGAGGGCCUUUGCCAAGACAGGAGUUGGCAGCCUGGAUUCAGAGUGGGAAUUUUUUUUUUUUGGCUCCCUUUGGUCUUCAUUGUGGCAGGUGGAUCUUUUGUUGGGCAUACAGACUCUCUAAUUAUAGCUCUCAGGCUUAAUUGCUCUGUGGGAUGUGGGAUCUUAGUUCCUCAACCAGGAAUUGAACCUAUGUCCCCUAUUGCAAGGUGGAUCCUUAACUGCUGGACCACCAGGGAAGCCCCUGGAGUGGGUAUUUGAAGGCAACCAUAGGAAUAGUUAUCCAACUGAUACCUGAUUUCUGAGAUGGUUUUGAUUUUGACAUGAACACUGGAUUUCCCAGCAAACUUUUGAUUUUUCAAAUUGUGGGGAAAUGUUGCUUUCACUUUUUAAGAAAGAAAGUCCUAUUGUAAGUGUUUAUUGACCCAUAGCUUGGGGGGGGACAUGUGUCUCCCCCAGGUAGAUCCCAGUAUAAUUAGAUUUUAAGUAUCUAUUUUACUUGAAGUACCCAUUCAGAAGAUUUUUGACAUGUUUAAGGAUUGUAGACCAACAUUUAUAUUUAUGAAUAUAAUUAUUGGAUAUAUUAAUGUAAUGGAUGGAUUAGACCAGUCAGCUGUUAACAGAGAUGAAUUGUUUCCCACAGUUCAAACCAGGAUGAAAAUACAUAAUUGCCUACUUGCUUUGUCUCUUGUAACUGGUUUCUUUAGUUCAGAACUUGCUAAGGCCAUCAAACCUAUCGAUCGGAAGUCAGUCCAUCAGAUUUGUUCUGGGCAAGUAGUACUUGGUCUAAGCACUGCUGUGAAAGAGUUGGUAGAAAAUAGUGUGGAUGCCGGUGCAACUAGUAUUGAUCUCAGGCUUAAAGACUAUGGAGUGGAGCUCAUCGAAGUUUCAGACAACGGAUGUGGGGUAGAAGAAGAAAAUUUUGAAGGCUUAACUCUGAAACAUCACACUUCGAAGAUUCAGGAGUUUGCUGACCUCUCUCAGGUUGAAACUUUUGGCUUUCGAGGGGAAGCUCUGAGCUCACUCUGUGCACUGAGCGAUGUGACUAUUUCUACCUGCCACACGUCUGUGAAGGUUGGGACUCGAUUGGUGUUUGAUCACAAUGGAAAAAUCCUCCAGAAAACCCCCUACCCACGACCCAGGGGGACGACGGUCAGUGUGCAACAGCUAUUUUAUACGCUUCCUGUGCGCCAUAAGGAGUUUCAAAGGAAUAUUAAGAAGGAGUUCGCCAAGAUGGUUCAGGUGUUACAGGCAUACUGCAUCAUUUCAGCGGGUGUCCGUAUAAGUUGCACCAAUCAGGUUGGGCAGGGUAAGCGGCAGCCUGUGGUGUGCACCAGCGGAAGCUCCAGCAUGAAGGAAAACAUCGGAUUGGUGUUUGGGCAGAAGCAGUUGCAGAGCCUCACCCCUUUUGUGCAGCUGCCGCCUAGUGGCUCCAUCUGCGGAGAGUAUGGGCUGAGCUGUUCCCAGGCUCUGCAUGACCUGUUUUGUAUCUCAGGUUUUAUUUCGCACUGUGCUCAUGGCGUGGGAAGAAGUUCAACGGACAGACAGUUUUUCUUUAUCAAUCGGCGGCCUUGUGACCCAGCAAAGGUUUCCAGACUUGUGAAUGAGGUCUAUCACAUGUAUAAUCGACAUCAGUACCCAUUUGUUGUUCUUAAUAUUUCUGUUGAUUCGGAAUGUGUCGACAUCAACGUUACUCCAGAUAAAAGGCAAAUUUUACUGCAAGAGGAGAAGCUUUUGUUGGCAGUUUUAAAGACGUCUUUGAUAGGAAUGUUCGAGAGUGAGGUUAAACUGCAGGUCAGCCAGCAGUCGCUGCCGGCUAUGGAAGGUCACUUAAUAAAGAGGCCUUCGGCAGAGAUGGAGAAGCCCGAGCCAGAAAAGCAGGAUGAUCCUGCUCCAUUAAGGACUCACGGAGAAGAGAAAAGGGCAGUGACCAUUUCUAGGCUGAGAGAGGCCUUUUCCCUUCAUCACUCGACUGAGAACAAGUCCCGGGGUCCGAAGGCCACCGAUCCGAGGCGGGUUUCUCUGAGGCAGAAAAGCAGUGCCCAGUUCCCUAGAGCUUCGGGGCCCCCCUGCUCCCAGAAGCACAUCUCUGAACCUGGGGAGGAAGGGAGGACUUCUGCUCAGGGGCCCCUUGACUUGAUGGGCAGAGUGGAGAUGGAGGAGGACUCGGGGCACAGCAGUGCAUCUGCCAGCUCCAAGGAGGCAUCCAGCACCCCUGAGACGAGCGGCACUGAGACGAGCACUGACCGGGUGGCAAGCUCCCCUGAAGACAAGUUUUCCCAAGAAAGUGUGGAGUCUCGGGAAAAGUUACCUGAAACUGACUGUCGUCUUUCAGGCACAAAGUGCCAUUUAGACCAAGAAAUCGGCUCCACAUCUAGAGUCUUGCCACAGCCCACGAAGCUCUCAUCCCCAAAUGCAAAGCGUUUUAAAAAAGAAGGGAUUCCUUUAAAUCCCGACAUCCUUCCAGAGUCGGUGAAAACCCAGAGUGCAUCGGCGUCUGAGGUGGAUGUAGCUGUGAAAAUUAACAAGAAAAUAGUGCCCCUUGAUUUUUCCAUGAGUUCUUUAGCCGAACGAAUAAAGCAGUUGUGUCAGCAAGAACUGCAACAAGAAAGUCAACAGAAUUAUAGGAAGUUUCGCGCAAAGAUUUGCCCUGGAGAAAAUCAAGCAGCAGAAGACGAACUAAGAAAAGAGAUCAGCAAAACGAUGUUUGCAGAAAUGGAAAUCAUUGGUCAGUUUAACUUGGGGUUUAUCAUCACCAAGCUGAAUGCAGAUAUCUUCAUAGUGGACCAGCAUGCCACGGACGAGAAGUACAACUUCGAGAUGCUUCAGCAGCACACUGUUCUCCAGGGUCAAAGGCUUAUAGCACCUCAGACUCUCAACCUAACAGCUGUCAAUGAAGCAAUUCUAAUAGAAAAUCUGGAAAUAUUCAGGAAGAAUGGCUUUGACUUUGUUAUCGAUGAACACGCGCCAGUUACUGAAAGAGCCAAGCUGAUUUCCUUGCCAACCAGUAAGAACUGGACCUUUGGACCCCAGGACAUAGAUGAGCUGCUCUUCAUGCUGAGCGACAGCCCCGGGGUCAUGUGCCGGCCCUCCCGCGUCCGGCAGAUGUUCGCCUCCAGAGCCUGUCGCAAGUCUGUGAUGAUUGGAACCCCUCUUAACACAAGCGAGAUGAAGAAACUCAUCAUGCACAUGGGGGAGAUGGACCAUCCCUGGAACUGUCCCCACGGAAGGCCCACCAUGAGACACAUCGCCAACCUGGACGUCAUUUCUCAGAGCUGAUGGCGCUUCCCGUUUUAUAGAGCUGUUGAUCGUAUUGCAGGUUUUUCUGUUUUGCAAGGCAGGGCUUUAAUGAACCGUUUGAGGGCUGUGUUUCUAAAUGCAACUGCUACUUCCAAAGGCAUCAGAUCCAUUUAGAAAUGAGCUUGUGGGCUUUUUUGAUCCAUGUGGAGCACUGCUUGCAACACUUUUUUUGUUUUGCAUUUAAACGCGUGCCUGUGUGUAUAUAGAGGCAAGAGUAUAUUUUACAGAAAUAGAGCACUUUAGAAGUCACUCGACCUCUGCUGUGGCCUGACAUAUUUUGGUCUGUAACUUUCAUCCCUUAGUAAUGACUGAGUCCCUAAUGGUUUCACUUCAUUAAGUUAACAUUUACAGUUCUUUGGAGCUAGUCAUUCUGAACCCUGAUGCAUAUUAAAUUUAGAAAAGAAUCCUAGAAAACCCAAGGGGGUUUCUCUGUCCAGCUGGAAGAAGUCAAGCAGGUGGAUUGGGGUCUCUCUUUUCUGUUUCUUCCUUUGUCGUUGUAAUUUUUGUUUUGUUUUCAGCAGUGUCGCAAGGUUUUCGGGGAUUGAACCUGGACCACUGUGGUGAAAGCCCAGGAUCCUAACCACUGAACCGACAGGGAGCUCCUGGAUCUCACUUUUUAAAUGUUUCCUGCUGCAGCCAGAAUGGCAAAGACUGUUGUGCAUGCUCAGGUGCUCAGUUGUGUCCAGCUCUUUGCGACCCCAUGGACUGUGGCCUGCCGGGCUCCUCUGUCCUUGGAAUUUUCUAGGCAAGGAUACUGGAGUGGGUUGCCAUAUCAUUCUCUAGGAGAUCUUCCCGACCCAAGGAUCGAACUCAAGUCUUCUGCGUCUCCUGCUUGGCAGGUGGAUUCUUUACCACUGAGACACCUGGGAAGCCCAAAGACUGUUGUAGGCAAGGGAAAAUAAAAGAUUCUGAUUUUUCUG
This is a messenger RNA of Odocoileus virginianus texanus, 4449 nucleotides long. Lineage: Eukaryota; Metazoa; Chordata; Mammalia; Artiodactyla; Cervidae. The record is from RefSeq and is a predicted model, not a curated record.